AUGCUCAAGCUUUUAACAUACUGCCUCUUGGUAGUUCCAAGAAUCGUUACUGGUCUGACAACGCAUGAAUACAACUUUACAACCGGAUGGGUUCAAGCGAAUCCAGAUGGCAUGCAUGAGAAGCAAAUGAUAGGAUUCAACGGCGAAUGGCCAAUACCUGACAUACAUGUAAACACAGGAGAUCGUGUAAUAAUCCGAUUGACGAAUGGGUUUGAAGACCUGCCUACUUCUCUUCAUUUCCAUGGACUUUUCCAGAAUAUUAGCAAAGGAAACAGCAAUCACAUGGACGGCCCGCAAAUGGUAACCCAAUGCCCUAUUCAGCCCGGUGAUACGUUUGUUUACAAUUUUACCGUACCAGAUCAGGUUGGGACCUAUUGGUACCAUUCUCAUUCUGGUUCUCAGUAUACCGAUGGUAUGAGAGCCGCGUUUAUCAUUCAUGACAAAGAUGAGCCCUUCAAGUAUGAUGAGGAGCUGGUAUUGCAGGUAAGCGAUCUAUAUCAUAAGCCCUAUUAUGAGGUCACAGAUGAAUUUCUUUCCAGGUACAAUCCAACAGGCGCGGAGCCUAUACCACAAAAUAUUCUUUUCAACAACACUGUCAACGCUUCUAUUGCAUUUGAACCCAAUAAAGCGUACCUAUUGAGGCUACUGAAUGUAGGAAACUUUGUCUCUCAAUAUAUCUACAUGGAGGAUCAUGAUUUCACGAUAGUGGAGGUAGAUGGUGUUUAUGUCAAGCCCAAUGUUACCAAUCUUUUAUACCUAUCGGUGGGACAAAGAGUAUCUGUAUUGGUACAUUCAAAGAAAAACGAUGGCAAAAACUAUGCUUUAAUGCAAGCUAUGGAUGUGACCAUGCUGGACGUAGUGCCAGCCGAACUACAGUUGAACAGAACAAUUCAGGUAUUUUAUAAUCCAAGUGUAGAAAAAGCAACCCAGUACUAUUUGAAUGAUUUCAGCAGUUGCACUAAUGAUUUUUACUUGACUCCCUAUGAUGAGCAAGAAUUGUAUGAUGAUUACGACUACCAGAUUAAACUUGACGUAAGGAUGGAUAACUUAGGAGAUGGCGUGAAUUAUGCUUUUUUCAAUAAUAUAAGCUACGUUGCGCCUAGAGUACCCACCCUGGUUACUGCAGUUACAGCACCUGAAGCCCUCGUCAAAAAUCCUUUCAUAUAUGGUGACAAUGUCAAUGCGUUUGUCCUUGAAUAUGGUGAGGUGAUUGAAGUUGUCGUGAAUAAUUAUGACGAUGGUCGUCAUCCUUUCCACUUGCACGGCCAUAAUUUUCAAAUCAUUCAAAAAUCGCCAUCCUUUGCAGAGUUGGAAAACGGUGACCCAGGGGAACCUGUUCCAUAUAAUGAAAGCUCGCCUCUGAAUACUUUUCCUGAGGAACCCAUGAGACGAGAUACUGUCGUCAUGGAAGGAAAUGGCCAUAUCGUUUUACGGUUCAAAGCGAAUAACCCAGGAAUAUGGAUGUUCCAUUGUCAUGUCGAUUGGCACCUUGAACAGGGACUGGCUGCUGUUUUCAUCGAAGCUCCUUUGGAAUUACGGAAGACAGAAGCUCUCACAGAUAAUUUCAAGCAAGUAUGCUCUUCUGGAAAUAUUCCGCUGAAAGGUAAUGCAGCUGGCCACGCUGAUGAUUGGUAUAACAUGGAAGGCUUACCAAGGCAACCGAACCAACUGCCCGAAGGCUUUACUUUCAAGGGAUACGUUGCAUUUGCAGUCUCGACCGCCGUAGCAUUGAUUGGGUUGUACACUAUUACACAAUAUGGGGUAAAUGAAAUUCCUCAAGACGAUGAAUUGCUCUAUAAUAAGCUUAAGAAGGUUCUUGAAGAUGCGGGCGAGACAAUUGAAUAG
Messenger RNA from Lachancea fermentati, 1845 nucleotides. The record is from the annotation of a GenBank genome assembly. Lineage: Eukaryota; Fungi; Ascomycota; Saccharomycetes; Saccharomycetales; Saccharomycetaceae.